Molecule: messenger RNA, 1444 nt
Organism: [Torrubiella] hemipterigena
Lineage: Eukaryota; Fungi; Ascomycota; Sordariomycetes; Hypocreales; Clavicipitaceae
Source: the annotation of a GenBank genome assembly
GCCGGCUAGAGAAAAUCAUAAAGUAAAUUUCGGCACUUUGUCACUCGAGUACUUAAAGUAUUCUGAUCCUAGGACAAGCAAACAUUCCAAAGCGUGGUUGGUUGUUAAAGAAAGCUCGGCCGUUAUCAUGCUUGGGCGGGGUCGCGGCUAGCUUGUACUCCUAGUUCCCUGCGGAAGCGUACUAGGCUAUGCGGUAUUCAUCAUUAACACGAUAUGUCUGAAGGAAAACAACUUUCUAAAUGGUCAGAGGUGCUAGAAUUUGAUCGCCAUAGCCCAAUCACGGCGUCGCUUUACCAAUCACUCACGUUGAGCGACUGUUUGCUGCUUUGUCAAACUUGCAGGUAUUUAUAUGAGAAGAGGGCGACCAUAUUAUCGCAUUUUACAGAUCUCAAUACUCGCUUACUCCACUAUUUCAACGAUCCAGUGAAAUUUCGGCGCCGACAAGGCGACAGCAACGCUUUACUAUCGGGGCCCUUCGUUCUACAUGCCCUAGAAUGUUAUUCUGGAACGACAUCCAUGCUCGAUAUCUACGUCAGACGGGGAUUCGACGCGGACGAGCUCACUGAUUUCCUUGAGAAUUCGGAAAAAUACGAGAUUUGUAGUAUAAUUUUCAAGAUUGUCUAUCGCCGCGAAGGGCGAGACAGCUAAAAUGUUCGUGUUCAUAUAACCAGUCAACUACCGAUCUAUGACAUCCUUACAAACACUGGCACAUCGGCCAACAUCAACGUUAUUAGCUGGAAUAAGCUGUAUAGCGUAUUCCCGAGGCAAACGCUAUUAUCCCACCGUUUCUACCCGAUGAAGCUCCCAGAUGACAGCUUUGGGUUGGAAUUAAGAGAACUUGCGGAUCAAGGGUGGUCGGCUCGAGACAUCAUUUGGCCAGACUUUAAAGAUAAGGAUGCUGAUCUGGCCGAUGGAAUCCGGCGUGUGGGUGACAACAAGUCCUUGAUUUUGCGUUUGAAUAUCGAUGGGAUUCAAGUGCCCGACAUUCCUGAUUCUGCAAUUGAAUAUUGUCAAUUUGAGGUUUCUUGCGUUCUGAGAAAAAACAUUCGACAACGAUUUCUUAAUAUUCACGGCACCAUUCUAUCGUCGCCAUCCUUAUUCUACGAAUACACCCACGCAUGCGGAGCUUGGCACGCGUUUCUUAACACCAGACUCACUCGCUGGAGCUGGCUACAGUAUUUUAAAGUUGACCCAGAACUAAGGUUUCGGGAUCAGCUGGUUGGGGGCAUUUUAACGUCUAACAUUCCAAGUGUUAUGAUGUCGGAAGACUGGGACUAUGCGGAUGAUCAAAUACCCAUAUGGUUCAAGGAUUGGGAAGUUACUGGAAAACCAUAUUCAAAUUAGUCUGACAACAAAUUAAAGUAUCUCUUUUAUGUUGUAAAUGUGCACGGACUUCAAUAUUCAUUUCUGAUUGCGAAACGGCCCUCUGCUGCGAACCUCCUCC